Messenger RNA from Ostrea edulis (European flat oyster), 4997 nucleotides. Its product is annotated as monoglyceride lipase-like. The transcript has 8 exons. NCBI's taxonomy places the organism in Eukaryota, Metazoa, Mollusca, Bivalvia, Ostreida, Ostreidae. Gene Ontology annotation, molecular function: lipase activity. Gene Ontology annotation, cellular component: membrane. The record is from RefSeq and is a predicted model, not a curated record. Bases 303 to 1211 code for a protein of 302 amino acids.
AAAUAAAAAUAAAAAUCCAGCAAUAAUAACCGUAUAAAACAGAAUAGAAGCGUAUAUACACUAAUCCAUUGAUUGAUCUGUAUUAUAUGUAUGCGUGUAUUAUGCUUCGGAAUUAAACUCAUUGAUUUGUGCACUUCUAGCGGUGCCUGUAAUAUGGUUUCCUACGAUACCAUUUAAAAAAGGGUUCGGCCUUCAUAAAAUUUUUACUACAACAACGUCAGUGUCAGUGAGACGCUCUAUCGGGGUCAUUCACCUCAAUAAUUCAAGUUGAUUGGGUACGAUUUAGCGCUGCAGCUGUCAUCAUGCCGACAGUUCAGAGCGAAACAAAAUUCAUCAAAUCAGAGGACGAUAAGAAAAUAUUUUGCAAGCAUUGGUUUUCAGAGGAAAAGCCUAGGGCUCUGAUUUUCCUUUGCCAUGGCUUGGGUGAACAUUGUCUGUGGUAUGAUGAUUUAGCAGAGGCUCUCGUCCAUAUUGGAUUCUACGUGUUUUCUCAUGAUCACGUUGGCCACGGACAGAGUGAUGGGAUUCACAAUCACGUGGACGAUUUCGAUGAAUACACAUCUGUCAUAUUCCAACACUGUAACGAGGUCAAAAACAAAUAUCCAGAUCUAAGGCUCUUCAUAUUCGGACAUUCUAUGGGAGGAGCCAUCACACUUCUGGCAGCCACCAGCCAACCCGACUUCUUCAAGGGAGUGAUCACAUCGGGGCCCGCCAUUGUAGCUAUUUCUAGCAUGCUUCCCAUCAAAGUGUUUGUGGGAAAAAUACUUGCUAGAAUAAUGCCAUUGUACAAAAUUGAAAACAUACAAUCAUGUCAGAUUUCACAUGACCAAGAGCAGGUGAAGCGGUAUGAGGAGGACCCCAUGGUGCACCCAUUCAUCAGAGUAAAGUGGGGUGCUGCCUGGUUGGAAUGCGUCAAGAAGCUGGAGGAGAGAAUGGACUCUAUUGAAUUUCCACUUUUAGCACUCCAUGGUGAUGCUGACACAUUGUGUGAUGUUAAGGGGUCACAGAUAUUGUAUGACAAGGCCAAGAGCGAAGACAAGGAGAUCAAGGUUAGUGUUAAGGGGUCACAGAUAUUGUAUGACAAGGCCAAGAGCGAAGACAAGGAGAUCAAGAUUUAUAAAGGACUUUACCAUUCGCUGCUUUUGGAGUUAGAGGAGGAUAGGAAAAAAGUUCUGAAUGAUAUUCUAGAAUGGCUGAAAAAGAGGAUGUAGUGGAACCUUGUAGAGAAGACUGUAGAGAGGGUAUAACUAAAUGCAAACUUAAUUCAAUUGAAGGAGAGAGAAAUUAUGAAUGAGAAAAAUUAUUUUGAAAAUAUAUUUUUAACUUUUGAAGUAUAAUAAUUGUACUGUAUUGAAUAUUGCAACACCGGUAUUUGUAUUGUAUCUUAUCUUGAUGAUAGAAAGUAGUGAAGUUUACAAAUGAUCUGAAAAAAGAUUUUUGACUCAAUUGUCACUUUUAUUUAGACUUGAUAUUGUGAAUAUUGUACAAACACUGAAGAACUUCAUGUUUAUAUGACAUGGGCUGCUUUCUCAAAAUUACAUAUACGUGGCGAGUUUAUUUCAAAUCAAUUAGAUUUGAAAUAAUAAUGGUUUUGGUUUUUUUUAUUUAACUUGAAGUUCAUUCUUUGUUGAACAAAACUAUGAUCAUACUAUUUCUGACACCUAGAUGACAGAUAUGAAACAUUUCAUCAUUAUCUGUUGUACAUGGAUUAAAGAUAUCAUACUUGAUGCCUGAAAAAACAUGAAACACAUUGAAUAUAUUUUUAACAAGUGAUUCAGAAUCGUACUAGAAUGGACACUUAUUUAUCAUGGGAAAAGUGUACUCCUAUGACCUCUCUUACCGGUAGACUCACGUGUGUGUUUUUCUACCAAUUUUAUAUUACAAAGUUGCUCUUAUACUCAAAUUUAAUUUUACUUCAAAAAACUGUUUUUGAGGGCAAAAAAAAAAGAAAAAGAGCUAGCUAGAAGAAAACAUUGACCACACACACACACAGACACACACACACACACACAGACACACACACACACACACACACACACACACACAGACACACACACACACACACACACACACACACACACACACACACAGACACACACACACACACACAGACACACACACACACACACACACACACACACACACACACACACACACACACACACACACACACACACACACACACACAGACAGACACACACACACACACACACACACACACACACACACACAGACAGACACAUACACACACACACACACACACACACACACACACACACACACACACACACACACACACACACACACAGACAGACACACACAUAUAUAUAUAUUACUUUGAUUGCUUGAUAUUAUUAUUGCUGUUGUCAUAGAUAGAAGUAGAUUCUAUGAAUUUGGAAGCUGUCAAAUGUUGUAUGUUUUUGAAAUUUUAUUUUUAUGUGUUCAAAUCCUAUAUCUUCAAAUAUUGAUAUGAGAUAUGUUUCUAAUUAUAUGCAUAGUUUUAUUUUUAUUUUAGAGAUCAUUUAAAUUUUCUUAUUUCUGAAAACCAUUGUUUUACUUAUUUUAUUGUGUUUUAUAUAAACAGUGUAUUUAUAUAUCAUCAAAGCAUACAAUGUACUUAGAAAUUGUUACCUAUUUACAUUAGAUAUUGUUUCACAAAUGGAUCAUGUGUUUUUACAAAGCUGUGUUAAGGGUUCUGGCAAGUUUUCCAGAAAGUUUUUUGCAGUCAGUUUGUUGCAUUUAACUUUUUGACUCUAUUUAACACGGAAAAGCAGCUGUAACAUUAUUCUAGUGAUUUAUUAACGUAGUUAAGAAAAUACUCAAAAUGAUAAAUCCAGCAUGUCCUGGGCAGGACACCACAAAACAAGUCAAGCCUAACACACGAGAAUGUUCCCAGUGAGAGUGAUAUACCAAUAAACUCAGGAUUGAUUGAUUGUAUAGUGCUUAAUGUCCCUCUCUCUCAAGAAUAUUUCACUCAUAUGGAAAGAUCACAUUGCUGGUGAAGGGCUGCAAAAUUUAGGCCUAUGCUCGGCACUUAUGGACAUCCAGCAGAGAGGGAUCUUUAUUGUGCUGCACCUGCUGUGAUACAGGGCCUCGUUUUUUUUUUGGGGGGGGGGGGGGAGGGUCUCAUCUGAAGGACCGCCCCAUUUAGUCUCUUCUUACAACAAACAAGGGGUACUGAGGACCUACUCUAACCCGGAUCGGGAAUCUAUAUUGCCAAUGUUUUCAUUAAAUGCUCAUAAGAUACAUAUGUUGCAACUCCUACAGAUGCAACUUUAGAUACCGGUAUGUACACACAUGUAUAUUUUGAAGGUCAAGUGGUAUAAUUAAUGUCUGAUGAUCUAGCCGCUGUUUGUUCGAAUCUCGUUGGGAACUGACCAUUUUUAAGAUUUAUUAGCAUGAGGAAGUAUUCUUAUUCCUUUACAACAAGAUCCUAUGCCUAACUUUUAUUUUGCUUAACUCUUUUCCACAUUGAUAUGAAGGACCAGUCAGACAUAAGAUUUAUUGCCCCAAAAUAGAUUUGGUUUGUAUGUCGCCCCUUGUUUAGUCAAAACAUUGCUAUGUAGUAUAUUUUCAAUUUUUUAAAAGUGACUCAAAUACCAAAUUUAUUUUUAAACUAAGGCAAACUUAAAAUAACAAAGCACCUGAACAUUACCUGUAGAAAUAAUAAAAGGAUCAGAAUUAUAUGAAUUCGAAAUGUUUUUAACAGUGCUUGUAAUUCCCAGCAUCUUGUCAAAUACCGGAUGAAAAACAAUAUAAUUUAGAGGUACUGUCGAUCUGUGACGUCAUCUUUACAAACACUCUCAAGUGUUGUUUAGAACUCAGAAGCCUUUCAUUCUCUUGCAGAAUUUUAGUUCUUGGUUUGUUUAGUUUUAUUGGAUAUACAUUUUUAUUAUUUCAAUGAAUUAUUAUUUUCAAACACUGAGUGUACAUAAGACAGUUGGAAAGAUGGUUAUUUUUUAUUGUGUUUUUGAAAAAAACUCAAUUUUUUAAACCCCUUUUUUUAGAGUCUUUUUGUGACUAAGUUGCCGUAAUAUUUAGUUAAUAUGGUGAUACUUAAGCUGUGUUUAUCACUUUCAAAUUAUGAUAUCUACAAUGCACAUGUAAAUCUUCAAUUGUAUACAUCCUUUGACUGCUGUGGAUAUACAUGUAUCUAGCCGAAUUUCACCUACUCAUCGAUAAUUAGACUUUUUUUUGAGUGUAUGUUGAAUUUCAUGUGAUACAGUAUACUAGAUGUUACUUAGUCUGUGAUGUGCAUGCACACAAUUGGACGGAAAUGUGCUUGCGUACCGUUAUAUGCAUCAAUUAAAAAAUAAAUUUCAUUUUUGGAAAUACAUGACGGUAUGAACUGCGACAAUUCACACAGGCAACGCGCUUCAUGAAAAGUAUUCCGCCGUGAAGCGUCACGACAAUUCACACAGGCAACGCGCUUCAUGAAAAGUAUUCCGCCGUGAAGCGUCACGACAAUUCACACAGGCAACGUGCUUCAUGAAAAGUAUUCCGCCGUGAAGCGUCACAGUUAGUAUUUGGGCGUUGUGAAUCUGUUUUGGGGCGACCAUAAAAUACUGUGGGGCGUUAGUGCAUGAGGCGAAAUGCCGAUGGGGCGACAUGACUGCAACCCCGGUCGCCGUGAAGCGUCAUAGUUAGUAAAAGUACCCCGGCGUGAAGCGUAGCAAUUCCCAUCAUGUAUUUUCAAAAAAUAAAUAUUUAUGUCUUAUACAUGUAUUUACAUAGUUUUAUUUCUGUCGGAAUUCCCAGUCGUUAAGAUAGAGGAGCUAUAUUUAUAAAGAUUCAUACGCGCUUUGUUAACAACUGCAGUGCAUUCAUGAGGAAAUGACGAACACCAAAUUUGUAAAGAUAUCGAAGGCAAUAACAUUACAAAUGUAAAUAUGUACUACUGUCCUAACCAUUGGCGUUAAUCACAACUGUGCUUUGAAAGCCAGACACCAAACAUUGCACAUGUACAAUCUUCAUGGUGGAAAUAAAUGUUAUUAUUC